Messenger RNA from Diatraea saccharalis (sugarcane borer), 1096 nucleotides. NCBI's taxonomy places the organism in Eukaryota, Metazoa, Arthropoda, Insecta, Lepidoptera, Crambidae. The record is from the annotation of a GenBank genome assembly.
AAAACAUCAAAGUGGUUAGUUUGUUAGUAUUUAAAUUUAAUAAAGUAUAAUUUUAUCUACGAAUUAAUCGAAUUUAUCGAAAAGAUGAAAUGUCAAAUAAUUUAAGAAAGUCCGAGUUUGAUUUGAAAAAAAGUUAGGUACCUACCUAGCGAUCUUAUUGUUGUUGUUUGUUUUCAUAGAAAAUAUCGCUUAAUAUAAAUUAUUUCAUUAAUUAAUUCCUGUAAGAUAAGUUCAUUGAGACUAGUCUAAGUUCCAUUCGUGAUUAUAAAUGUUCAAAUAUAAAUUUCCUAUUGUAAAAUCGGUGAUGACGCUCGAUUUAAAAUAGCUGUUCUACAACAACAAAAUUGAGAUGCUUCCAAUUUUGAUUUAUAAUAAUAUGGAAGGGAGUUCGAAUUCAUUUAAUAAUAGUCCUGGUUCGACUUACAAUGGAUUGUACGAUGACAGUGUUAUAUUAAAUUGUGUUAGAAGUAGAAAAAAAGUGAGUGAAUUGCCUAAUUGUCCUGUGUGCAGUUGUACUAUAAGACAGGGAGAGUUAGAAACUCAUUUAGCUUUAGAAAUAGAGAGACUUAAUAAAUUAUCUGGUGGUUCGUCGAAAAGGAAAAUUAGUGUAAACUCUUCUACAAACAUAGCUAUGCCAGGUUCCAGUUCAAAUUAUGAAGAGGCAGAAGAACAAAUAGUUGAUGUGUCUGGAUGUCCAGGCAGUGAUGUAUAUCAGCGUGUCCAUUCAAACCGCGUGCGUCGGUUGCGUGCACGUCGGCGCAGCACUCCUCCGCCAGCAGAGGGCCAGUGUCCCGUGUGUAACACGACGAUGCCCACGUCACGAUUACAGAGGCAUGCUCUCAGAUGUCUCAAAAGAACUGGUGCUUCAAUAGAUGAUGACGUGCCUGACACCAGUUCGGAAGAAGGCAGCAUUGAUGUUGAGGUGACAGAAAAGAUUCAUUAUUAUUAUAUUUUCAUUAAUUUAGUACUGAUAAAUAUUCUUAAUGAAAAAUUCUUAAAAAUCAAUGAUUAGAGCAGUAGUCUCAUUUUCGUGGUGGUGGCUUUGGACCCAGAUCAUAUCUUGGGGACCCAGAGCAGGCUUAAGCAUUGUAAUUAG